CGCUCCCUCCCCCCACCCCCACCCAACUGUUAUACUCUCUGCCUUUCUCCCACCAAUUUUUCCUCCCCAUUCUGCCCCUGCCUCCGAGAUCUCCUUGCGCACAUCCUCCCCGUAAAUUACUCAACAUCCAGGGGCAGUUUCGGACAAUUCAACUGAAUCCAGCCUCUGUAUAAACCCCAAUUGUCGUCAUUUUCUCGAAAUUGCGGCGAUGCCCGGAAAGGAUUUCACUUUUGUUAAUUUAAAUGGAUCUUUGUAUUGAAUUGUUCGUUUAAAUUGUGAAUUGCAACUUAUCAUGAGGUCAUCGGCGAUUUUGCCGGAGAAUUCCGCCUCAGCCGCUGCUGCCCCGCCGCCGCCGCCACCGUCUUCGUCGCAGCUGGUGCCUCCACCUGUGGGCCCUGCUCACGAGACGAAUUCGAGGCAAAGCAAUGUAUUUAAAUUGUUAGCUCAAAGAGAGUUGUCUCCUCAGACAAAGAGAACUCCCAAAAAAUUUUGGGGGAAGGCAUCUAAUUGCCAUGUUGAUUCCUCUGGAAUGAAAACGGAACUAGCAAAAGAUGCGAGACAAGAACUUCGAUCAUGGGCGGAGGCAGAAUCCUUACUACAUUUAUCAGCCAAGUAUUGUCCCUUACUGCCUCCACCGAGGUCAACCAUUGCAGCAGCCUUUAGUCCUGAUGGAAAGACACUUGCUUCUACCCAUGGAGACCAUACGGUGAAGAUAAUCGAUUGUCCAACUGGAAAAUGCUUAAAAGUGCUGAGUGGGCAUCGGAGGACCCCUUGGGUGGUUAGGUUCCAUCCUCUUUAUCCUGAAGUUCUUGCAAGUGGAAGUUUAGACCAUGAAGUUCGAUUGUGGGAUGCAAAAACUGCAGAGUGUAUAGGAUCGCGUGAUUUUUACCGUCCUAUAGCUUCCAUUGCCUUCCAUGCCCAAGGGGAAAUCUUGGCUGUAGCAUCAGGCCACAAGCUCUAUAUAUGGCACUACAACAGGAGAGGGGAGGCUUCCUCACCAACAAUCAUACUGAAGACACGUCGUUCCCUCCGUGCUGUGCAUUUCCACCCGCAUGGUGCGCCGUUUCUUCUAACUGCUGAGGUCAAUGAUCUUGACUCAUCAGACCCUACAAUGACACUUGCAACUUCCCCUGGGUACUUGCGCUACCCGCCUCCUACUAUAUACCUGGCAGAUGCUCACUCCGCUUAUCGAUCAAAUUCAGGAAAUGAGUUGCCCAUCAUGUCUAUACCAUUUCUAAUCUGGCCUUCUAUUGGCAGAGGUGAUGCGAGUUUACUUGCCCAGCAGACGGAGGCGGACAUGACUAGUGUUCCACAACAGAGGGCGGAGUCUUCUGCCUCUGUGAGACUUUUCACAUAUUCUACUCCAUCUGGUCAAUACGAACUUGUAUUGUCUCCGAUCCAAUCUCCUGUUCGAGAAGAGCCUCAAAACAAUUCUUUGACAAGGGUAAUGGAGAAUGCUAUUCCUCAACCUGCUGUGGAUGCUAUGGAGACAGAUGGGCAAGCUGAAGAUAGAAACAAUCAAUUUUUUCCAUUUGGUGAUCCAGCAUAUUGGGAGCUUCCUUUUUUGCAAGGGUGGUUGAUUGGUCAAAGCCAAGCUGGCCAACGUGCAAUCCACUCACAAACUGGAGGUCCCGCUGAAGGUGUGUCUUCCUAUGGUGCAAUAGGGAACCCUUCACAGGUGGUUCCUCCAGUAAUUCCUAAUGUCGGUGACUCAAGAGUAGCUGGAAGAUCAGGUUCACGACACCGAUCUUCACGCUCCCGCACCAGACCAGCAACUGGAACCAGCGAUAAUGCUGCUUUUAACAGUAUUCCGCUUGAGCAAAAUAAUUCACAACCUUUUAUGAGCCAAGUCCAGUCUGAGGUAGCCACCUCUCUAGCUGCAGCUGCGGCUGCGGAGUUACCUUGCACGGUGAAGCUUAGAAUAUGGUCUCAUGAUGUGAAAAAUCCUUGUGUACCUCUUGACGCAGAACGCUGUCGCUUAACAAUCCCUCAUGCCGUACUUUGCAGUGAGAUGGGUGCCCAUUUUUCACCAUGCGGAAGAUUUUUAGCCGUUUGUGUGGCAUGUAUCCUGCCAAACGUCGAUGCUGACCCAGGCUUGCAAGGCCAUGUUCCGCAUGAUGUUACAGGGGCUUCUACAUCUCCAACAAGACAUCCAAUUUCAGCGCACCAAGUUAUGUAUGAAUUGAGGAUAUAUUCCCUCGAGGAGGCUACAUUUGGGUCUGUUCUAGCAUCUCGGGCGAUCAGAGCUGCUCAUUGUUUGACCUCAAUACAGUUCUCUCCUACCUCUGAACAUCUGUUACUAGCCUAUGGUAGGCGCCAUAGUUCGCUUCUUAAGAGUGUCGUGAUUGAUGGAGAUACAACUGUACCAAUUUACACAAUUCUGGAGAUUUACAGAGUUUCUGAUAUGGAACUUGUGAGGGUUCUUCCCAGUGCAGAAGAUGAGGUUAAUGUAGCUUGUUUCCAUCCUUCAGUUGGUGGUGGCUUUGUAUAUGGAACCAAGGAAGGAAAGCUUAGGAUUCUUCAGUGCGAUAUAUCCCAGGGCUUUAAAAAUGAUGGAUCCUGCGGUCCUGAUGACAACAUGUUUGAGGUUCAGACAAUUGCAUUGGAAGGCUGAUUAUCGUCAAGCAAAGGCAACGUGUUUGGCACUUUACAGCUUGAUGAUGGGGUGGAAGGGACCUGCAAUCAAUUGGCAAAGGCACUUUGCUAAGCAUAUAUGAAGUUAUGUCGACAUGGCAACUAGUCGAAACUGAUGGGGGAGAAAUUGCCUGCAUUUACAAAGUUGGGCAUUUCCGAGGUUUUCCUUUUUAGCGUUUCUUCAAUGAGCUGUGUACAGUCUUUGCUGCUACCAUUCCCAGUGCUAACUUGCAAAUAGGUCCAUGCUCGUUUGAAGCAUGCACUGAUGGAUAAACAGUUUGCAGCUAUAGUUGUUUGUUUAGAUUGCUACUCUGAUGGACCAAAGUUAUAGAUACUUAGCUCAGUUUCAUUUCCUAGAUAAACAGGGGAACUAUUUUCUUUGGCCUUCUUUCAUCACGGAUGGCCUUUGUUGUACAUUAGUGUACUUGGUUCCCAUGGAAAGAAACUCUUCUUUUUUUCUUUUUUUAUUUUUCUUUCUAAAAUUUAUGUUUUCAGGUUUUAUAUGGCUGUCUUGUUUUAUGAGACAUUUCAUAUGGUAGUUGCUGGUCUGAAAGAAUGAUUUUUGCAUUA
Molecule: messenger RNA, 3204 nt
Organism: Sesamum indicum (sesame)
Lineage: Eukaryota; Viridiplantae; Streptophyta; Magnoliopsida; Lamiales; Pedaliaceae
Biological process (GO): mitophagy; autophagosome assembly
Cellular component (GO): intracellular membrane-bounded organelle; Cul4-RING E3 ubiquitin ligase complex
Molecular function (GO): ubiquitin-like ligase-substrate adaptor activity; protein binding
Source: RefSeq, a predicted model, not a curated record